Drosophila obscura is the source of this 4261-nucleotide messenger RNA. RefSeq names its product glutamate receptor-interacting protein 2 (gene Grip). Gene Ontology annotation, molecular function: protein binding. Gene Ontology annotation, biological process: neurotransmitter receptor transport, endosome to postsynaptic membrane. The record is from RefSeq and is a predicted model, not a curated record. Lineage: Eukaryota; Metazoa; Arthropoda; Insecta; Diptera; Drosophilidae. The transcript is spliced from 10 exons. The coding region runs from base 356 to 3772 and encodes 1138 amino acids.
GAGGUGCGUGCAUCGCGUCGUGUUUUGUUGUGUUGUUCGCUUCGAAUGGAAUUUCGAAAUUUUGAAUUGAAAUUAAAUUAAAAAUCGAACCGCGCGCUUUUCCCCCGUCUGCCACACCACACCUCCCCAUCUCAUCUAUUAUUGCGAGAAUGCUCUGAAUUUUUCAUUGAAUUUUUUUUUGCUGUUUUUCUACGUUUUUUUGUGUGAAAAUGUUUUUGAAUCUUGUGCAGAUUCGGUUCUGCCUGGGCAGACGGUUCUUGGAUGGUAUUCUGACAUCCUAGGCAACACCUAAAAAUCCCGCAGAGAGAUUUAAAUACCCUAAAUACUGAUCCCGAUCAGAACUGAUCAGAAAAUAAUGAAAUUGUGGAAAUCGAAGAAGCCCAUCGGGGGUUGUGUGCCCGGCAAAUCCUCGGCCCUCAAACAGGAGCAGGAGCUCCAUCAUCAUCAUCAUCAUCCACAUGCACAUCCCCAGCAACUGCAGCAGCAUCCGCAGGCCGAGAGCAAUGGAAUUGCAUUGGCGCCUAUGUUAUCCGUUGAUCGUGCCAUGAGCCCAGCACAGUCGGAGGACUCGGGAUUGGCACCGGAACGUGGCACCACCUAUGCCACCAUCACGCUGCCACGCAAUGCCCUCCAUCUGGCCAUCACAUUUGCAGAACGUAACGAUCUUUCGUAUCCGCCCGUUGUGGGUGCCCUCAAUCCGGUGGGGCAUGCGGCGGACUUUCUGGCACCUGGCGACCGCCUGCACCAGAUCGAUGGCAUCUCCACCAUCGGCCUGAGCAAUCAGAAGGUGAUGAAUAUGCUCUGUGCCGAUGUCGGUGGCAGCGGAGGAGGAGGAGGAGGAGGUCCUGCCAUCGUUGAGAUUGAGUACUCGCUGCUGGAAUACACAGUUUCCCAGAACAGUCUCUGUGUAUCCUCGAAACUGGCACAGAUCACCGUCGAGCGGGAGAGCGGCUGCCUGGGUCUGACGCUGCGCGGUGGUGCCGACUAUCCGCUGAUUGUGACCCAUGUGCGUCCCCAUGGACCUGUCUACAAAGCGGGACGCAUCAAGCCCGGCGAUCGUUUGCUUCGUGUGGAUAAUAUCUCGCUGAUUGGCAAGACGCUGGCGGAGGCCCAGCAGAUCAUCAAGUGCGGCGGCGUUCAUGUGUCCGGCGGCUACACCAAUCUGACCAUCGAAUACGAUGUGUCCGUUGUCCAGAGCGUCGAAUUCUCCAUGGGCCCCCUGCUCAUCGAGAUCGAGCGUCCCAUGAACGACAAGCUGGGCCUUGUGCUCUGCAACUAUACCGCUGCAAUGGCAGCGACGGGUUCCUCCUCCGUCUCUGGCUCUGGCUCGAGUACACCCUCCAGUGGGGGCGGCGGCGGCUGUGGCGAGAAGAUGGAGGAUCUGGUGAUGGUGGUCACCCAGCCGGGUGUCUAUAUAGCGAGCAUACUGCCCGCCAGCAUUGCCGAUCGAUGCGGCGCCUUAUCCGUUGGCGAUCAGGUGCUCUCCAUCGACGACACCAUGAUCGAGCAUUCGGCCUACAGUCCCGACGAGGUGAUGACCAUAUUGGACACCAGCUCAGGACGGGGCUACACGCAAAUGCAGAUCAUGCCCGCUCACGCUCUGGCCCGACGCGGCCACACGGCGCUGGGGAGUCCAAAGUACAGCUUCAGCACGCUGGAGUCGCGCAAGUCCACAUCCGCGUCCGCAUCGACGGGCAGGCAGCGUCAGCGCUUUGCCAGAAAGAGCUCUCUGCCGCUGGAGGGACUGCCAAUGGCUGUCGCAGCUGGAGGAGGAGGAGCAGCAGCAGCAGGAGGAGGAGGAACAGGCCAUGCCAGCAGCAGCCUGGGCUUGUGCCGAGCGGAGAGCUUUCCCGUGCUUCUGGAUUGCAGCCAGGGUGCUGGCAUAGUGCUCGGUGUUGGUGGGGAUGCCAGCCAGGGUGGAUGCGGUGGAGCGAUGACUAUUGGCCAGAUUCUGGCCGAUUCGGUGGCCGAUCGCAGUGGCUGCAUUCAGGUGGGCGACCGGAUCGUGGCCAUCAACAAAAUGUACAGCCUGGAUGCGAUGGCCAUGCAACAGCUGCUGGAAGGAGGCGGCUCCUUGCGACACACUUCCAAUGGGAAUGGGAAUGGGAAUGGGCAUGGGAAUGGGCAUGGCUCCAAUGGGAACAUCAGCAACAUGAAUGCCCCGGCCAAUUGGCUGGAGCUGGAGAUCGAGUUCGAUAUGCCCGACGCCGUGGUGCCAUCCAGCGGUGUGUUCAAUGUGAAGCUGCUGCGCGCCGGCAAGUGUGGGCUGGGCCUGAGCGUGAGCGGCUCCAGCCAUGGCGGCCUGGUCAUCUCCGACGUGAAGAUGGGCAGUCCCGCCCAUCGCAGUGGCUCUCUGAGGGCGGGCGACAUACUGCUGGCCGUGGAUCAGCAUCCGGUGCAGCACUUCAAUGUGGAUUCCCUGCUCAAGGACUCACAGCCGACACAGCAGCAGCAGCAGUCGAGCAGCAGUCCACCCCUGAGUCCCAGCAGCGGCACGGGCGCUGACUUUACCACGCUGACCAUCAAGCGGGUGGUGCUGCCCGACUUCCUGCCGAUGGCCAGCAGUCCCAUCUACAGCAACUGCCCGGCGGGUGGCAUGACGGAGCACGAUCUGUACAGCAGUGCCUAUGUGACGGCCGGCAAAUAUGCGGACUGCAUCUCCCUGAAGUCACGCACACCACAGCCGGAGUACUUUCGCCUGCCCAUGCAGCAGCAGCAGCAGCAACAGCAGCAGCAGCAGCAGCUGGAGGAUCAGUCGUCGUCGGUGCAGAUGAGGCAUGUGGUGGGUGGUGGCUCGUUUAGCCGCUCGUUUGUGGGUGGGGCUGGUGCAGCCAAUACGCAGAGCUUGACCACCGAACUGCCCGAGGAGGAGGACGAACAGGACGAGGAAGAGCACGAGCAGCUCUACACGGGCUACGAACUGAAUCGCUAUGCCAGCGUGGAUUGCACGGCUUUGCCGCCGCCCAUGGAGAGCAAGGUGUACGGCUCGGCGGCCAGUUCGAGCAGCAAGAGCAGCGGCAGCAGCCUGCAUCAGAUCAUCUUCACCGUUCGGCUGGAGCCAAAGGGCGGCCUGCUGGGCAUCACACUGGCGGGCAGCGAGGAUAUCACCAAACCGAUCACCAUCAGUGGCCUCGUGGAGGGUGGCAUUGGCCAUAAGAACGGACAGAUUCAUGUGGGCGAUCAGCUGCUGGCCAUCGACGAGCACUCGGUGCAGGGUAUGCCGCUGUCGCAUGCCACCAGCCUGCUGCAGAACUUGGGCGACUUGGUCGACCUCAAGAUACUGCGCAGCCAUGCGGAUUUGGCCAACGGCAGCCACCAUCUGCCACAGACGCAGGCCAUCUACGCAAAGGUGCAACGCAGGCCGCGCAGCCCCAGCAAGGAGUCAACCUGCAAUGGGAAUGGGAACCUGAAUGGCAGUGCCAAUGGCAGUGCGAAUGGCAGCACGAAUGGCAGCAGUGCGAAUGGGAUUGGGAAUGGGAAUGGGCAUGGAGGUGGAGGUGGAAAUCAGCGCAUUUUCCAUGUGACGCUGUACAAGGACAAGGUAUACGAUGACUAUGGCUUCUCCGUCUCCGAUGGCCUGUACGAGCGCGGAGUCUUCAUCAAUCGCAUACGCAGCGGUGGCCCCGCGGAUAUGUGCGGCCAGCUGAAGCCCUUUGAUCGCAUCAUGCAGGUGAACGAGAUGAAGACGCAGGACUUUGAUUGCUGUCUGACAGUGCCGCUGAUAGCCGCCGCCGGUGACAAAAUCGAGAUGAUUAUGCAGCGAACCGAGUGACGCCCCGCCCUGGACCCACGCGUCGCGUCGCAUCGUAUCGGCCCCUGUUAAACUAGUUGUAUGCUAAGCUAAUCCUAAGUGCCAUCCGCAUAACCACCACAAAACCACCAAACCAAACCAAACGAGAGCUCACCCGAGAAGCUUAUCCCAACGAGAACGGAGAACGGAGAAGGGGAGAAGGAGAACGAACCAAACGGCUGCCUUGAGAACAACACCUUUACCGACAAUAAUGAGCAUCAGAAUAUAUCAUGAUUCAUGAAUCGAAUCGUAUCGUAUACCUACCGCUACAUCGCUUGCCUUUCCGCAUAUAUCGUACACCGUACACCGUAUAUCGUAUAUCGUAUCGUAUAUUUAGAUCUUUAUUUAGGCUCUGCCAUAACCAAAUAAUGCCCUCUUAAGGUAGUUCUGCCAUAAUUAUACUUUAAUUCUAUCUCUAAACUUGUUUUCUAGCGUAAAUAAAUAAUCUUACUGAAAGUUUGUUCGAAACUA